Molecule: messenger RNA, 4345 nt
Organism: Homarus americanus (American lobster)
Lineage: Eukaryota; Metazoa; Arthropoda; Malacostraca; Decapoda; Nephropidae
Product: protein big brother-like
Exons: 7
Coding region: 184-846 (220 amino acids)
Biological process (GO): regulation of transcription by RNA polymerase II
Cellular component (GO): core-binding factor complex; nucleus
Molecular function (GO): sequence-specific DNA binding; transcription coactivator activity
Source: RefSeq, a predicted model, not a curated record
GAGAACGUGAGAGUCACCAGUAUCCCCCACAACGUUAUCUGGUGAGCAUCACUAUCCCCGUCCCAACUGGGUGUCGUCCGCCAAGUGGUGUGGCCUGAGUGUGUCGUUUACCCGAGUCCUGUGUCGUCUCAGGUCGUGUCGCGUGACUUAGAAACUGCUUUUUAGUGAGUUGAGACGACCAGUAUGACUUCCCUGAACGAGCAGAUGACGGUGUCGACGACGAUGCUGCCCCACUACGAGUCGCCGCUGCCAUCACUCUACGAGCCACAGCAUCAGCCGCCUAAGCCAAGACUUAUGUUCAAGAUGCCUCGAGUGGUGCCUGACCAGAAGGCCAAGUUUGACGCUGAUGAACUGUUCCGCCGCUUGGCCAGGGAGACAGAGGUGCGCUACACGGGGUACAGAGACCGGCCACUGGAAGAGAGAAGACAGAGGUUUCAGGCAGGUGUAAGAGAAGGACACACGGAGAUGGCUUUCAUGACCAACGGCACCAACGUGAAUCUCCAACUCUCCACCACAGGCUUCUCCAACAACCAUAAGGAGGUAGACUUUGACAAGGAACCCGGCAAGGUACACCUACGCUCCCCUUUCAUCAUGAACGGCGUGUGUGUACGGUGGAGAGGCUACGUUGAUCUUGAGCGACUUGAUGGUGUGGGCUGUCUCGAUUAUGAUGAGGAUAAUGCUGCUGAGGAGGACAGGAUACUCAGAGAGGAGAUCGAGAAGUACAAAGCUCGUCUUCGUGAAUUUGAGGAGAAGCAGCGCGCCUUCCGUGUCCCCACCACCUCCCACGCCCAUCCUCACGCCCACGCCCACACACACUCCGAGCAGGCAAACAUACAAGUCCGCUAGCAGAUUCUUAGCCUCCUUCAUAGAAAAUCCUAACUACCAAUUAGCAGGGAGCAGCUGUGUCGAGGCUGGUGGAGGGCUCAACUGUCUGGAAUAACGGGGUCAAGACUGUCUGGAAUAACGGGGUCAACAGUCUGGAAUAACGGGAUCAACAGUCUGGAAUAACGGGGUCAAGUCGGAAUUACGGGGUCAAGACUGUCUGGAAUAACGGGGUCAACAGUCUAGAAUAACGGGGUUAAGACUGUCUAGAACUGGGAAUCAAAACUGUCUGGAACUGGGAAUCAAGACUGUUUGGAAUUAAGAGUGUUCAGAACCCCCCAACAGAAGCAACAGGUUCGAAAUAUUUACUCUUUCCCGUUAGUUUAUAAACAGGAGGCAACAACAGUCUUGACCUCCACCAUCGAUUCUUCUGUUUACCGUUGAUUCGCCACCAAUCAGUAAGAAGACUAUAUUCUUGGUAAUAACAGAAGCUCCACCCACUACCUACUUCCUGGCCAAUCAUAACCGUUGGUAAUAACAGAAGCUCCACCCACUACCUACUUCCUGGCCAAUCAUAACCGUUGGUAAUAACAGAAGCUCCACCCACUACCUACUUCCUGGCCAAUCAUAACCGUUGGUGAUAACAGAAGCUCCACCCACUACCUAAUUCCUGGCCAAUCACAAGCAUCGGUGAUCCAGAAGCUCCACCAAUCACCUUACAUUUCGUGGCCAAUAAGAAACAAAAACCACACACUAAUUUUCGAAAAUAUAACGGAAAUAACCGUCGCCUUGGCCAGCUGUACCAAACGACCCAACGGUAACUCCCAAACAAGAUAAUUGCGUAGUUAAUAAUGAAGAGGCUGAUGACCGUGUACUUAAUAAGAGAGACAUUUAUUGCAAGAUUUGAAACAAAGAAAUAUUUGUAAGACAACUUAAUUGAUCUCCGCUAAUAAAGAGAUUUUUAAUUAGUAUGGAUCACCUGAUGAUUAGACACCCCAGCUUAUAUCACCUUAAAAUUAACCAACCUAAUAACCCUAACCUAAUAAACCCAACCUAACCAAACAUAAUCUAACCUAACUAACCUAACCUAACCAAACCUACCCCCCCCCCAGCCAGGUAAUGUUAGGUUAGGUGUAAUUAAGGUGAUAUAAGCUGGGGUGUGUAAUCAUCAGGUGGUUCCUUAGUGUUAACUCUACUAAUAUAUCUGUAUUAUAAAACUGCCCAGAUUAAUUAAUACUUUUAUUAAUAAUAAUAUUUAAGAGAAACUCAUUAAUCCCUCAACUAAUAACUUAAGUCUUGUAUAGAAACAGAUUUAUUUCAGUGUGCCACCAAGUGUUCUGUUUGUCACUAGAGUUCUGUGCCCUCAACCCGUGUCCUCACCUGAUAUGACUUGUCGUGACCUGGCCUGACCUGUCGUGACCUGGCCUGACCUGUGUCGUGACCUGUGUCCUCACCUGAUAUGACUUGUCGUGACCUGGCCUGACCUGUCGUGACCUGUGUCCUGACCUCCGCACAGAACUUACUACCAUGACCUAAUAUGGUUUCAUCCUCACAAGCAUAACACUAACUACCCCCCACUGCAUAACAAUGGAACUACCUAACGCGACUCUUAGCCUAGUGUACUACUAACCAUUACCUGAAGCUGUAAUUACCGUGAACCAGUCUUACUUCACUCCUAACAACCAUGACAGUAUCACUCACAACACGAGAACUAACUACCUUGACACUGACCUCUAACAAGCAUAACACAAACGACCUAAGAUACAAUUACCCAUAAAACUUCAACUAACUACCAUGACCCAGGGUAAUUGACCUGUAACAAGCAUAACACAAACACGCUAAGGUGUAACUACCCGUAAAACAUGAAUUAACUACCAUGACCAAGGGUAGUUGACCUCUAACAAGCAUAACACUGAUUCGCGGAACUCCCCCUCCCCUCCUCCUCCCCUCCAAAUAUAUAAAACACGUUAAAAACUUGUAAAAAACCUAAAACGUGUUUCAAACUUGUAUAAAACAACCCAACCCGUUAAGAUAAGGUUCAUUUUAUUUUAUUUUGGUGAUGUUCUCUUAAUAAUGAUGUUUGUUAUGAUGAUGAUGAUGAUGAUGAUGAUGAUGAUGAUGAUGACAAUGAUGAUGUAUUAGUAGACGCCCCAAAAACCCAUUGAGCUGACCCAUACACCCAUAACCACCACUACCACCACCACCACAAUUGAUACUGAUUUAACUACUCAACUACCAUGGUUUUAAGUGGUUUAACUCCUUGAUGAUGGGAAGUUAAAACAAAAUGUCCUCAAAGGUUUAUAUAAUUAUUGUACAGUUAAACCAAAACUUUAAAUUAUUAUUAUUAUUAUUAACUUGGGUGUGUGGGUAUAUUUGUAUCACUUAAUUUGUCUGUUAUUACUAAUGUUAUGGCUCUAUCAGUGUGUGUGCGUGUCUGGGGUGAUAGACAGAUGGAUAGACAGACACGUGGUGGUAGACAGACAGACAGAUGGAUAGACAGACACAGAGAGAUACAUGGACAGACAGAGAUGGACAGACAGACAGAAAAACAGACAAAUGGGUAGACAGACAGACAGACAGACAGACAGACGCUAAGUUGUGCAAUACCGGCGUGCAGCAUCAGACACAAACAUCAUCCAUUGUUAUAUUUUUAAAUUAAACCCCGAGGGAGGGAGAGGUGAGGGGGGGAGGGGGAGGAGGGGGGAAGUAAGGGGGAAGGAUAGAAAUUUUCCCUCAUUUCUCCCCCCUCCCUCUUUCUCUCUCUCUCUCUCUCUCCUGUUACCUUCAUUCUUCUUUCUGUUCUUUCUCUCAUUCUAGACACAGAGGGAAAAACAUUCUCCCCCUUCCCUCCCUCCCCCUCCCCCCAAUUAAGCUAGACAACUGUUGUGUAUAUUUUGUAAAGCCUUUUGUUAGUGUUCUUGUGAGACGUAUUUAUGUGUAUGAGUAUAUGUAGUAGAGUGUAUAGCAAGUGUGUAUGGUGUAUAGCAAGAGUGUAUGGUGUAUAGAACAAUCUGUAUGAGUGUAAAAUGUCGGUGCAGUGGUUGAGUGACUACAGAGCUCGCCUUUCUAUUGAGGAUCAUUGGUUCGCACCCGGGGUAUCCCUACUCCUGCACCCAGCUGUGAAUAGACACCUAACUUUACACUUAUGGAAUUGAAGAGCUGUCAAGUGUAGAGUGAAGGUUUAGUAGUCAGUGUGCUGUAUCCGCGCCGCCUCUAAAUGGUCUCUUGUCAAGCUAGAGGUCCACCUUCAAGUAUUAAGUAAGUACGUGUCGAGUCUAUGUAAAGUAGGUCAUGUAAGUGUUUGGAGAAAGUGUGUAGAACAGGGUGUAAAGUGAGUGUGUGUGUAAGGGUGUAGUGUGUGUGUGUGUGUGUGUGUGUGUGUGUGUGUGGUAGGGUGUAGUGUAGUGUGAGUGUAACAAAGUGUAGUGUGAGUCAGUGUAACAAGGUGUAGAGCAAGUGUAAAGCAAUACUGUGUUAAGUAAGUGUAAGUGUAUACAUAAUAAAGUGUUUUCAUUAACUUAAA